AGUUCGACCACUUCGACUCGGCCUAUGGAUCUGUAGUCACCGCGGCCAAUUAGACAGUAUAGCCACCUACGAUUUCUUGGUCAUUACGUGGACACGGUAAUGUACAGGCAAUAUAUAUAUGAGUCGGAUAGGCCUGGUAAAGACAAACGUGUCAGAGUUUGGCAAUGGCGAAUGGGCAGGGGAUACGUGGAAGCGUGCUUCUCUCCUUUGCAAGGGCACAAAUAUGGCGUUACUUCGGUCAAAGUUAGCCCCAGGUCGACGAUGUUGGCUUCGGCCAGCAUAGAUGGUACAACAUUAUUGUGGAAUUUACGGACAGGAUCGAAAAUUCACACUAUGGUUCAAGUAGGUGGAGAAGCUGUAAGAGUUUGUAGAUUUUCACCGGAUUCAACUUUACUCGCAACUGCCGGAGAUAAUGGACAGGUUUGCCUUUGGGAUUUGGUACGACGUAGUUUAAUCAGGUGUUUUCAAAAACAUGACGGCGCUAUACAGAGUGUAUGCUUUUCACCCGAUUCCAACUGGUUAAUUACAUCUUGCACUUUCUCCGUUUUGAAAUUAUUUUCAACUGCUGAUCUUAUUGAUUCGUGUGUAUCUGACAAUCAAGCGAUUACCGCGUUUGCUUCGGUAAACGAUGCGCAUGAUUUAGGCGUCGUUUCUUGUGAUUUUUCAGCUUCUCAAGAAAUAAGAAAUAACGAACCGUUCACGAAAUUAUAUCAGUUGGCCACUUGCGGUAACGAUCAUUACGUUAAAUUAUGGGAAGUAAGCGUGAUUCAAUCCAAGUGCCAAGUUGAACCGUUCGUAGUGAAAAUCAAUCUAUGCAGGAUAAUGGAAAAGCAUAGUAGCGCGUUGACUUGCGUGCGUUUCAGUGCAAACGGGUUAUAUAUCGCUAGCAGUGGCCUCGAUAAGAGAGCAGUAAUUUGGGAAACGUGUUCGGGAAAAGUAAUGGGAAUAAUGUCAGGACACAAUAGAUACAUAGCGUGCUGUGCGUUCUCUAGAGAUGGAAAUUUAUUGGCUACAGGUUCGAACGAUAAAUCUGUUAUCGUUUGGGAUCUGACGGGAAAUUUUUGCCUCGAUUCAGAACUUGCACGGCACUGUACGCCUGCCUUUUUCCUAGACAACCAUGAACAGAGCGCUGCAUACGAACAAAGCGUAAUGAAGAACGCAGAAACAUCGAUUAACAAUGUACGAUUUAUUAAAAAGCUAGAGGAGCAUGCUGGUGCUGUAAAUAGCGUGGCUUUUUACGGAAAUCAUCUGAUUGCUUCUGGAUCUGGGGACAAAUUAAUACGCGUUUGGAACAUUGAAAUCGAAGAGGAAAAAGAUUCCUUGAUGUCAGGAGAAAUGACCAUCAAGUUUCAUGAAAAAGCUUAUAGUCCGUUGGAUGGUCAUAAAUAUAGCAUAAACCACGUGGAAUUUAGCCCCUGCGGUAAUAUGCUUGCUUCUUGCUCUUUAGAUGGCACUGCCAUUAUCUGGAAUACCGAGAACGGGUGUCAAGCAAAAUCUUCUUUCGUUAAUUCCGGAUCUGGCAUUCGUGUCUGUCGAUGGUCACCGGAUGGUACUAAAAUUGCUACGGCUGGAGAUGAUGAAAGAACAACGCUAUGGGAUAUGAACAGCAUGGAGGAACUUUGUGCUUUCAGUGGCCAUUCUGAUGCGGUGAAUGCCAUCGCUUUUACCCAUGAUUCUCGUUAUUUGGUUGCCGCGAGUAACGAAGGUACUUGGAGAUUGUUCGACGCUAUCGAUGAUAAAAACUGCACGGCGUUGAUGAUUUGCGAAGGUGCGCAUGAUUUAGGUGUACAAGGAUGUGAUUUCAGCCCGACUUCCGACUUUAUACCUAUAGGGAAGAAACAGAGGAUGAAUAACAACAGCGACAAGCAGUUUUAUUUGUUAGCAACCGGUGGUAACGAUUCCUUGGUCAAAUUGUGGCGAUUGACAAUUUUCAAGGAACACGAGAUUACAACAGGAGGUAAUGGAAGCGGUGACAACGAUUUCCAAUAUCGAGAGGAAAAGUCGCUGGCCGGACACGGCGGUAAUGUUACUUGCGUACGAUUUUCUUCGUUUCAAAACCAAGUUUUAGGAAGUGUCGCUACUGAUAGAACGGCUCGUAUAUGGAGCGUAUAUUCCGGAGCUUGUCUGUAUGUACUGGAACAACACGAAAGUCUCGUAACUACCUGUGCCUUCUCAGAAGAUACAUCCUUAUUUAUUACAGGUGCUCUAGACAAAACUGCAAUAAUUUGGGGGAUACCUCGACAAUUAAUCUCGCAAAAUAUUCUAAUGGACAAUUUGAAAUACAACAGGAGAAAGGUUGCAGAUUGGAGAGUCAAUGAUACCAUGAAAUGGUUAAACGAAAUAGGUUUAUCAGUAUUAGCAAGAAAAGCGUACGGAACUUCCUUAACAGGAAGACAGUUGCUCACUUCGUCAGAAGAUGAACUGACAAACAGGUUACUUAUCGAUCAAGAUGAUGAUGUUAUCGAAACAUUUAAAACGCAGUUGCAUUGGCUAAAACGCGAAGAGGAUGGUAAUGUUAUUGAAACCCAUGCGGAUGAUACUGAAGUACCUCAUGAAUUUUUAUGCCCUAUCACGCACGAAAUAAUGAGAGAACCUGUUCAAUGCUCCGAUGGAUUUACGUACGAGAAAGCAGCCAUAAACGAAUGGUUCUUAUGCGGAAAAUAUACUAGCCCCAUGACCAAUGAAUCUCUUCGAGACACUUCGUUCACACCAAAUGUCGCACUUAGAAACUUAAUAUACACUUUUCUUCAUGGAAAGCAACAGCCACAGCUUUAAAUGUUGGCCUUAUUACGUGUGAAUAUAUACGUUACAGCAAUUUCGUUUUAUCAUGAUUAUGUAUAUCUGUUUACAUUUCACCAAUCUUUUAAUUACCACGUGUGUAUUUUUCGUAAAACAUGCAAAAGAAAAUAAUACUACAUAUAUGCACAAAUGCGAACGUGCGUAUACGCAACUUCUGUGAGGGAAUCAAAAUACUAUACCUGUAUAUGUAUACUUAUAUUUUGUAAAUAUGUAUUAAUAUGUAGCAAGGCUUCCCUAGUUUUUCAAGUUUCGGUUCCUGUUCCGGGUCUGAACCGAAUUUCCGUCUGGCCCCGGAGCGAAGGCUGCUUCGAUUAAUAUGACAAUGAGCGAUAGAAAUUCUUAGAUUUAAUAGUUAGAAAUUACGUUAGUUUUAAUAUUUAAUAUCGUCAAAAUUAAGAUUUUGAACGUUUCUGCUUUCCCUGUAACACCAUUUUUUCUAGGGAGUCCUACUCUACUCGAUACUGUAUGAACACAAAUGUUUCUAUGAAUAAAUUUUAUUCAAAGAAAGGAAAAAUGUAUGGUAAUUUGAAAUAAAAUUAAUGAUGAUAACGCA
Molecule: messenger RNA, 3352 nt
Organism: Osmia bicornis bicornis
Lineage: Eukaryota; Metazoa; Arthropoda; Insecta; Hymenoptera; Megachilidae
Product: WD repeat, SAM and U-box domain-containing protein 1-like
Exons: 17
Coding region: 100-2775 (891 amino acids)
Biological process (GO): protein ubiquitination
Molecular function (GO): ubiquitin-protein transferase activity; protein binding
Source: RefSeq, a predicted model, not a curated record